This is a messenger RNA of Erythranthe guttata (spotted monkey flower), 1341 nucleotides long. RefSeq lists its product as uncharacterized. Lineage: Eukaryota; Viridiplantae; Streptophyta; Magnoliopsida; Lamiales; Phrymaceae. The record is from RefSeq and is a predicted model, not a curated record.
UCUUUUAUUAUAGAAGUAGUAGCAAUUAAUGAGAGUGUGUGUGUAAGUGUGAAUAAAUUUAAGUGGCCUAUAAAGAAGCACAAAGGCACCAACUUGUGGCUGCCGUGCCCAAUCCCUAUCUUCUCUCUCUUCUUACUGUCUCGUAGUAUGUGUUGUGUGUGAGAGAGAAAGAGAGGGAGGAGGUGGUGUUGUUGUUGGUGGUUGAGUUAGUGAGUGAGUGCGUGUAUAUAUAUAUAUAAUAUAUAAUUGUCAAAGCAAGGAAGAGAGAGAAAAAAGGUAUAGAGAGAGAGAGAGAAAUGGGAAGAUCCCCUUGUUGCUCCAAAGUGGGAUUGAGGAGAGGACCAUGGUCUACCAAAGAAGACACACUUCUCUCUAAUUACAUACAACUACACGGUGAAGGCCAAUGGAGAUCUCUCCCAAAGAACGCCGGGCUACUGAGGUGCGGAAAAAGCUGUAGAUUGAGAUGGAUGAACUAUCUGAGGCCAGGGAUAAAGAGAGGAAAUAUAAGCGAAGAUGAAGAGGAUCUAAUCGUACGGUUGCACGGACUCCUGGGCAAUCGAUGGUCCCUAAUAGCCGGCAGAUUGCCAGGUCGAACUGACAAUGAGAUCAAGAACCAUUGGAACACCCACCUCCUCAAGAAGUUGAAGGGGAUCCAACACCGAGCUGCUAAAUCCACCAACAACAAUACCAAGAAGACGACAGUCAAGAAGCAGAAGAAGAAGAAGGUUGCAGCCGCGCCGCCACCGCCACCGCCGCCGGAGGUCAAGGUAACAACCACCCAAGCAGAAGGUAUUAUUAAUACCGGCACUACUACUGAUCAGCCUAUCAAGCCGAAGCCGAUAAGAGUUUCCGCUGUGUUCUCAAGGACCAAUAGCUAUGACAGCUUGGCCAGUAAUUGGACGACAUCUAGCAGCGAAGCGGCGGCAGCGGCGGCGGCGGAAGUUGUAUCCUUUGUGCCCUGGCCGCCGAUGUUUCAGCUGGGGGGGGACGGUGUCUGCUAUGGCGGCGGGGAAGAAGAUGAUUUUCUCGCCGGUGGGUUCAUUCUGCCAUUGCUCAACCACCAUGAAGGUGAUGUCAACACGUUGGACCAAGUCUAUGAUGAGUAUUUGCAGCUUCUCUAGCCAGCUAGCUAGCUAGCUGGAGGAGCAAGCUAAGCUUAUCAAAUUAAAUAAAAAAAAAAAAAAAUAUUGUCCAAGUGUUUCUUGUUGUGUGUUUAAUAUUCACUUAAUUUUCUGCAUUAUUACUUGUGAUAACCAGCAAUUGCUGUUUGUUCGUUGCUGUAUUUAUUUAUCAAUCGUGUUAUUUACUUUCUUAAUUCAUCAUAUAUUAUAUGGACUUUUG